AUGAGUGGCUGGGACGACCUUUAUCCACUUCCAAUGCCGCCCUCCUGGGUACCGGGCGCUGCCGCCGGGAUUGUUUCUUUGCACUUCAUCCAGAAGCUCUUCUUCCCUUACUUUUGGGUUGACCUGAGAUACCUGCUGAAAGUACUGAUGUACGGGCUGAGAGUGGAGAUGUACCAGCUGCAAGGGAGGAUCGUCACCGUCCUGGACAAGUUUGUGAAGCUGGCUGAGAAGCAGCCCCACAAGCCGUUCCUCAUCUAUGAAGGGAAGGUGCACACCUACCGGGAUGUGGACAGGAGGAGUAACAGAGUAGCGCAGGUCUUCCUACGCCACGGGGCUCUGAAGAAAGGCGACACCGUGGCCUUGCUGAUGAGCAACGAGCCAGACUUCAUCCAUCUGUGGUUUGGAUUUGCCAAGCUCGGCUGCGUGGUGGCUUUCCUGAACUUCAAUGUCCGCGCCAAAUCUCUCCUGCACUGUGUCAGUAGCUGUGAGCCCAAGAUGCUGGUUGUGGGAGCAGAUCUGCUUGGGUCUCUGGAAGAAAUUCUUCCUAACCUCCAGAAAGACGUAAGUGUUUGGACAAUGACCAAAGAAUCCACUUUUCCAAGUGUCCACACCCUUUUAGACAAAAUAGAGGAUGCGUCUGAAGACCCUGUUCCAGUCAAUCAACGCUCUGCCAAGAACCUCAAGUCAUCUGUUUUAUAUAUAUUUACCUCAGGAACAACAGGUCUUCCAAAGGCUGCAGUGAUCAGUCACUUGCAGAUUCUUAAAGGAGCUGCUGGACUAUGGGCUUUUGGUGCUACUGCAGCAGACAUCAUUUAUAUUACUCUGCCUCUUUAUCACAGUGCAGCAUCUCUUCUUGGCAUUGGUGGAUGCAUUGAAUUGGGUGCAACCUGUGUGUUAAAAAAGAAGUUCUCAGCUAGUCAGUUUUGGAGUGACUGCAAAAAGUACAAUGUGACUGUCAUCCAGUACAUUGGAGAACUUUGCCGUUACCUUUGCAACCAGCCAGUGAAAGAAGGAGAAAAAAAUCACAAAGUCCGACUAGCAGUUGGAAAUGGAGUAAGAAAUGAUGUAUGGAGAAAUUUUUUAGACCGGUUUGGUGCUGUUAAGAUCUGCGAGUUUUAUGGUGCCACUGAAGGAAACAUUUGUUUCAUGAACCACACAGGAAAAAUUGGAUCUGUUGGACGCACCAAUUUCUUUUAUAAGCUUUUUUUCCCCUUUGAUUUAAUCAAGUAUGAUUUCCUAAAAGAUGAACCAAUUAGAAAUAAGCAUGGUUGGUGUGAGAAAGUUAAGAAAGGUGAGGCUGGUCUUCUCAUUUCCAAAGUCAAUACAAAGAACCCCUUCUUUGGUUAUGCUGGCAAUAAGAGACACACAGAAAAGAAAUUACUCCGUGAGGUAUUUAAGAAGGGAGAUAUUUAUUUUAAUACUGGAGAUCUAAUGGUUCAAGACCAUGAGAAUUUUCUUUAUUUUUGGGACAGGAUUGGAGAUACCUUCAGAUGGAAAGGGGAGAAUGUUGCAACUACAGAAGUUUCUGAUGUCAUUGUAAUGUUGGACUUCAUACAAGAAGCAAAUGUGUAUGGUGUAUCCGUGCCAGAUCAUGAAGGAAAAGCAGGAAUGGCCUCACUUAUUUUAAAGAAGAAUGCAUCAUUAGACUUGGAGCAAAUGUAUAAGCAAGUAGUGACCUAUCUACCAAGCUAUGCUUGUCCUCUUUUUUUAAGAGUCCAGGAAAACAUGGAAAUGACUGGAACAUUCAAACAACAAAAAUUUCGACUGGUGGAUGAAGGUUUUAAUCCGUCUACCAUUACAGAUCCUCUUUAUUUUUUGGAUAAUUCCAAGAAAGCAUAUGUCUCAUUAACCAAAGAAGUACAUGAGAUGAUCUUAUCUGGGAAAAUGAAACUUUAA
This is a messenger RNA of Indicator indicator, 1896 nucleotides long. RefSeq names its product solute carrier family 27 member 6 (gene SLC27A6). Bases 1 to 1896 code for a protein of 631 amino acids. NCBI's taxonomy places the organism in Eukaryota, Metazoa, Chordata, Aves, Piciformes, Indicatoridae. The transcript has 10 exons. The record is from RefSeq and is a predicted model, not a curated record. Gene Ontology annotation, molecular function: long-chain fatty acid transmembrane transporter activity; long-chain fatty acid-CoA ligase activity.